Rhinichthys klamathensis goyatoka is the source of this 2483-nucleotide messenger RNA. RefSeq lists its product as uncharacterized. The record is from RefSeq and is a predicted model, not a curated record. Gene Ontology annotation, cellular component: nucleus. NCBI's taxonomy places the organism in Eukaryota, Metazoa, Chordata, Actinopteri, Cypriniformes, Leuciscidae. Gene Ontology annotation, biological process: regulation of transcription by RNA polymerase II. Gene Ontology annotation, molecular function: RNA polymerase II transcription regulatory region sequence-specific DNA binding; DNA-binding transcription factor activity, RNA polymerase II-specific.
AGCUGUUUCUCAACUUUACUCUGUAUAGUUGCACAAUAGAAGGGUUUUGGGAAGCUGGCAGUAAGUCUGCCCUCUCUGUGUAAGAAAUCCACCACCAGCCAGCCACACACAAUGGAAGUGGAAGAUCCCUUAUCAGCCAAGUUCAGGACUCUGAUAGAAGGACUCAUGGUGACGACAACCUCAGAGAUAGUCAAAAUAUUUAGCAAAGCGCUGGAGACCAGAGUGGAGAUCACCCGGAGCUGGAGGGAGAUCGACUUGUUGAAACAGCAUUUGGAGGAAUGUGAGCAGCAAAAGACAGACGCCAUCUUCAGGGCUCAGAGGGGUGACUUUAAAAGAGAAGAUGACGAGAUGGAAGUGUCACGUGAGAAUCAUUUGAAUCAUUUAGGCUCCUUUGAUAAUAAACAUUACAGUUUUAUUCUGUUACAGGGACCUGAAGAAAGAGCAGAUAAUGUCUCAGUUGGGAAGAGAGGUGUCAGUCUGGGGAAUGCUAAAGCCAGUGGACCAAAGACAAUCAAACCAGCUUCAUCAGGCCAUAAGGUUCAGAAAAGCUGUGCAACUGCUGAAACGUUGCAAGAGACUAAAUGCAAACAGCUUGUGGUAAAACCGAAAACAGUUUGUCCCACCAAGGUGUCACAAGCGAAGGGAGAGAAAGCAUCAUCAAGCAAGACAACAUCACAGCCCACAUCGGAAAAAUUCAAAAAAAGAAAAAUAAUCAAAAAGCAGAAUCACGCAAAUGAAAUUAGUGUUGGUCGUGGUCUUCGAGACCGACAGCACCUCAGCAUGCAGAGACAAUGUCUGUGUUGUUCAUCGGAUGAGUGCGAUAACCCCUCUAGAGCCCAGCACCUGGUCCCUAGUGUGUAUAUCUGUCGUAAAUGUGAGAGAAGAUUUAAAACGGACCUCCUGUUCAAGAGUCACAAAUGCUCAAUGCCUCAGAAUUGCAACAGGUGUGGGCAGACGUUCACUACCCUUCAGGGGCUGACCGCACACAGUCAGGAAGUUCAACCGCAGUUCAGAUGCAGUCAGUGUGAGCAAAUGUUUGCCACUCAGUGUGCUUGGACCGUGCACAAGAGGAUCCACACCAACCUUAUUGUUCCCAAUGAAAUUAAGGCUAAGAGGUUCGAGAUUCGUCUCGAAAGAAUCUCAGACUCCCAGCUGGAGGCUGCUUUGUCCUCAAAUAGCUCUCCCUUGCGAAAUACCUCUUCAAAACAGAAUCUUUUGAGUGAACCGAAUCCGGCUUCUGCAGGCACAACACCUGGAUCUGCAUGCAAACGCGGUGCAGGAUCCACGACGGCGAACGUACCCGAGACCAGCACGUCACAACUAUCACCCCAAAGUGUCGCAGAAACCCCAGAUUUAAGACCAGGAAACAUGUCGGAUUCAGGUGUUGGACAGUCAAGUGUCAGGAAAGUAUAUGCCGUCAUGUCAUCUGCCUCUUGCCAAAUUCAGAUUAGUGAAGAUGCAAAUGAAUUGGAGUCAGCAACUGCACAUGACACUGAAAAAGUAACAGAUGACGGAAAAAAUCCCAGUGCAAGUGAUGAGUCCGGACUCUGUACUCCGCCGCGAAAGCGGAAAAUGGCAGAUUGUUCUCAUGAUGCAUACAAUGGCGUGUUUCCUGUUGAAAAUAUUCUGAGAUGGAGAAACAAUAAGGGAAGAAAUGAAGUUCGGGUCAAGUGGAUGCCUUGCACAUUGUGUGGGGCAAAGUUUCAGAACACGUGGGAACCAGCUGAAAGCUUUCCAGGCUAUUUGGAUGACAAGAAUGAAGAGCCAAAGAAAGACUAGAAGGAUCAGAAAUGAUGUAAAUCGUUCAGUAUGCUUUUAUGAAGUUCUCUGUUUACACUAAGCAUGUGUGCUUUACAAUGCAGUUAAUUUAAUGAAUGUUUUCUCUCCAUGCCAUGUUUUUCCUGCAAUAUACUAUGGUUGUAACCAGUUCCACACAGUUACCCUAGAUAAAUGAGUAGUGAAGUUAAAUAGGUAACAUUACAUUUAAUACAUGGUCUUAAGUGCCUGAGAUCAAAAUCUUUGCUGUAUAACUUGUCAUAUUGUAUAAUUAUUUAGUUAGACUUCAGAUGUAUUUGAGUGUUGAAUGUUUAUAUUUACCUCUCUGCAAUCCAUGGUUAAGAUUGGUUCCUUUUGUUAGGUGUUGCGAGUGUUUUAGAUGUUUGUGGUGAGCCUUUUAUUGAUGGAUUCUUUUUAUACCCAGCAGUCAGAUUUUAAAAUGCUAUUAAUUGACUAAAAUAGUUGUGGAUUCGUGUCUUUAACACUAAAUAUCAGUUUAUUAGGUUGGAUUCUUUAACACUAAAUGUCAGUUUAUUAGGCCUAUCCAGUUAAUGAGGAAUGCCUCUACCUGCUUUGGACUUCUUGAUAUACUAAAGAAUUAUAAUGUGGCCAUUUGUUUGGUUUUUGAAACAGUUGUUGCAGGCUGGCAAAAUAAAGUGGUAGAUGUAUUGAAACACCCACUAAAUUGAAUAAACCAUUUUUAAACC